Molecule: messenger RNA, 3558 nt
Organism: Oncorhynchus kisutch (coho salmon)
Lineage: Eukaryota; Metazoa; Chordata; Actinopteri; Salmoniformes; Salmonidae
Product: pleckstrin homology domain-containing family A member 1-like
Exons: 13
Coding region: 167-1138 (323 amino acids)
Source: RefSeq, a predicted model, not a curated record
CCACGCCCCUGCCCUCUACCUAAGCAUUGGGAUAUGUAGGAAAUAUCCGUGGAGAGAUGGGCUGAAACUCCUUUCGGUUCAUCCUAAAAGAUCUCUCAAGCGACCUAUAGGAUUUCCGAAAGAACAUAAAUAUCAUACAGUGGAAUGAGCAGGCUGAGGUGGGGAGAUGCCUUACGUGGAUCGGCAGAACCGGAUCUGUGGCUUCCUGGACAUUGAGGAGAAUGAGAACAGUGGCAAGUUCCUCCGACGCUACUUCAUCCUGGACACCAAGGAGGGUAGCCUGGUGUGGUACAUGGACAACCCACAGAACCUGCCCAAAGGAGCUGAAAAUGUUGGCUCCCUCAAACUCACCUACAUCUCCAAGGUGAGUGAUGCCACAAAGCUGCGACCAAAGGCGGAGUUCUGCUUCGUCAUCAAUGCUGGUAUGAGGAAGUUCUACCUCCAGGCCAAUGAUCAGCAGGAUCUGGUAGAGUGGGUCAACGUGCUCAACAACGCCACCAAGAUCACAGUGCCAAAGUCGGGGGAUGGCCAGCCCAGUGCAGAGAUGACCCAGGAGGGGCUGGGUGCCACAAAGCAGAUCUCCUAUAAGACAGAGAUCAUAGGUGGAGUACCCAUCAUCACUGCCACACAGGAGCAGGGCGACGGGGGGCAGAACGGAGCAGAGCGGGGGGGCCAGCGGAAGGCCCACAGCCAGCUGCCCUACUUCCUGGGGCGAGGGGCGCAGGACCAGGCACUCAUCAAGGCUGGAUACUGUGUGAAGCAGGGAGCCGUGAUGAAGAACUGGAAGAGGAGAUACUUCUUACUGGAGGAGAACGCAGUCAGCUACUUUAAGUCAGACCUGGAGAGGGAGCCUCUGCGUGUGAUCCCGCUGAAAGAGGUUCACAAAGUUCAGGAGUGCAAACAGAGUGACUUAAUGCAGAGGGACAAUCUAUUUGAAGUCGUCACAAGCUCAAGGACCUUCUACAUGCAGUCGGACAGUCCAGAGGAGAUGCACAGCUGGAUCAAGGCCAUCUCAGGAGCCAUUGUGGCCCAGCGGGGGCCUGGACGCUCAGCUGCCUCUAUGCGUCAGGCCCGUCGGCUGUCGAACCCUUGUAUACAGAGGUAUACAUUCCGCAAUGGUGAAUGCAGCACAGAUUAAAAUGUGACAGUGAGUUACUAACAUUCCCCAAGUGAGCUCUACUGUACCAUCCCUUCUGCUGCUGCUGCUAUUCUGCUUCCUCUUCCUCCAACUACAUCUGCUGCCUUUGUUUCACUCCUGCUUCCACUACUGUAACCCUUUGCACCAGCACCACUGUAGAUACUACUACUAUUACUACUACUGCUGCUGCUGCUGCUGCUGCUGCCCUGCCCUGCCCUGCCACCCUGUGCCACUGCCCUCACUACAGCACUGUGACUGACCUGACUGAGUCCCCUGCGUCCAGUGCUUCUGAAUCUGAAUGACUUUGUCCCCCUCCUCCGACCGUUCCCUCAACCCCUCCCUCUCCUACACUAUGCAGGAGCACAGCGACCACUCUACCACCAGCAUCCCUUCCAGCUUCUACUGCAGCAGCAACCACGGGGGACCCCCCGCCCCUCGCUCGCCAGUCCAGGCAGAGCCACCCUACCCCCAGCCCCAGGGGGGCCCGGGCCCUUACCUGGGACAGCCAGGACUUCAUGGGCCUGCUGCCCUGGCGAGGCCACCCUGGGGCUCCACCCCGCUCCCGCCUCUCCCUCCAGGAGACCCCCCGCCUGUCCAAGUGAGCGCCUCGUCCCUGUACCACACCAACACCGACCGGGAGGACCUGUCACCAUGGAGACGGCGCAGCGAAGUAGAGGGCGACCAACCGGAAAUCUCCACCCUCAGCUUCGAGGACUCAGACCUGCAUGUCAGCCAGGUUUGAGCCUCUAGUCUAAUCCCUGACCUUUGACCCCUAACGCCUGCCUCAUAGGACACCGCAAGCUCUCACCCAUAACCCCACUCCCCUAUUCCCUCCACCACCUGACCUUCACUCCCCAUGCACAGAACCUGCUCAUUGGAUGUGGAUGCAGGUGGAUUCACACUGACACAAAGCGGACUGGACAGUUAUCACCAACGACAAAUGGAAAGCCAAUCAGAAGUUACCAAAAAAUGGAGCUGAACCAAUCAGAGCCGACCUGGCCCUCAGGAAGACAGGGAGUGGUCCCUGGUUGUGAUUGGUGAUUGUCUACUCUACCCCUGUAUCGAGAGCUUCUCUUAACACAGCCAAUGGCGUGAUGUGUCAGGGCAAGGAGACCUCGUCAGGUGUUUGGUUUUAGUUCAGUCUCUUUUGUUGUUGAUAUUUCUGUUGGGUGUUGCUCUUUCUCUUUCGUUGUUGAUAUUUCUGUUGGGUGUUGCUCUUUCUCUCUUGGUGUUGGCAUUGUGUGGUAUGAUUCAAUAACAUCAUCCCCUGUCCAUUGGCUAAAGAGGUUACUGAUUUGGCUAACUCUGCUGAGAAACUCACUGCUCACGUUUCUCCACCUUCUCCUCCUCUCUGACGUCACGUGAUUUACUGUUAUCAGGGUUGUUGGGCCUAAUUUAAAGAGGCGCUAGAUGUUAUUUUUAUUGACAGUUAUGUCAACUAAAAAUGUGUAACUGUCGACAAUGAGACAACCCCACUCAUACACACAAUGGGCUAGAUUUGUAUGUACUUUUAAGAUGUUAAAUAUAUUUGAUUUUAAGCAGACCAUUUAGUUUUUAUCCAAAGCAUGCCGUUAUGGAAGCACCUGAUGAAAUAUGAAACCAGAAUCUUAAAAAUAACCUGUCGAAAUUCCGUGCGCCAUUCUUGCUUUCAGGUGUUUUUUGGAGUGAGUGGGUCUUGUGUAUAUUUAUGUUUUUAGUAAUCCUUUAGAAAUGCUUUGAGUCCUUAUGUUCUAAUGAAAGUUACACUUGUUGUGUUCGUUCAGACUCUCUCUUUCUCUCUCAAUCAGUCACACACACACACACACACACACACACACACACACACACACACACACACACACACACACACACACACACACUGUCACACCUAUGUGUUUUGCCAAAUGUAAGUCCUGCACUGUAAUGUUAUGGGCCUGUCAACGUGAGCAUGCAUUUGUAUAGUGACUUCUCCCUCAGGAGGACAGAUAUGCACAGUUACAGUACAUCUACAGGCCUGUGGGUAGGGCCUUUUAACUGGCACUUUGUGGAUACAAUGUGGGCAGAUAAUCUGCCCACUUGAUCUGAUUUAUGGGUGUUUCUUCGACAUCCUCUUCUCUUUUCUACUGUAUGAGUACUGUACUACUUUUCUCAAUGCUGUGACGGUUUGUUUGUGUGUCUGUGGGGGAGACAUAGGGUACCUGCGUUGCCAAUAUGGUGGAAGACGGGAGGAGGGUUUGACCUUUGGCCUCAGCUGUGUGCUCUUCCUGUUUUUACUGUGUUGCACAACUCUUACUGUAACAGCUGCUAAAGUGCCUGCGUUCUUUCUAUAGAGGAAAAAAAAAACAAGAAGCUAUUUUGACCCUUUUAAUUGUGUACCUGAUGUUCUUAAAUCGUGUGCAUUAUUUAUUAAGUGGAGUUUGAAAAUAAAUCAAUGGAUUCAA